AACACCGGCGGCCCGCCACGUUUCGCCAGUCUUGUUAGUUGUUCACUCGUACUCGUCAGUAAUUGUUAACUUCUCGGUCUCUUACCACCUUAACAGUGUAAAUUAAUAUUAAAAAUGAGUGCUCCAGCACCCACCCCUGCUUAUAAAAUUGGAAUAGUGAAGCAGGUAUUAUCAGGAGAUACGAUUGUUAUAAGGAAGCAGCCCCAGGGUGGCCCCCCUCCUGAGAAAGUGAUCGCACUAUCAGGUAUUACUGCACCAAAACUUGCGCGUCAAAGGACUGCCAACAAUGAUGUGGAGACAAAAGAUGAGCCUUUCGCGUGGGAGGCUCGGGAAUUCCUAAGAAAAAAACUUGUUGGUAAAGAAGUCAUAUUCACGGCGGAGAAACCACCAAACUCUGCAACAAGAGAAUAUGGUUCUGUGUGGGCUGGCAAAGACCCCACUAAAGAUGAGAAUGUAACUGAAGCAUUGCUCGCUGAAGGCCUGGUGAAGGUACGAGAUGGGGGAAGAAAUAUACCGCAGCUUAAAAGACUAGUAGAAAUUGAAGAUGUUGCCAAAUCUCAAGGAAAAGGUAUUUGGGGAUCAGAUCUGCAAGAACAUGUUCGUGACAUUAAAACCACUAUAGAUAAUCCAAAACAAUUUGUUAACAAACACAACGGACAGCCAAUUAAAGCGAUAAUUGAAUAUGUACGAGAUGGCUCAACUGUCAGGGUUUGUUUAUUACCUGACUUCUAUCAGAUAACAUUGAUGCUUUCUGGAAUCAGAUGCCCUAUCAUCAAACAAGAUGGUGAAAGCGAAGCAUACGCUGAUGAAGCCCGAUACUUUGUGGAGUCAAGGCUAUUACAGAAAGAUAUAGAAGUGAUACUAGAGUCAGUCAAUAAUGCAAACUUUGUCGGCACCAUCAUUCACCCCCAAGGCAAUAUUGCCGAGGCACUUCUACGACAAGGUUUCGCUAAAUGCGUAGACUGGUCUCUUGCCGUCAUGAAAUCUGGUGCAUCACAAUUGAGGGCAGCUGAACGUGCUGCAAAAGAUGCAAAACUGCGUAUUUGGACCAACUAUAUUAGUAACGCGCCGAUAAUAGCAGCGAAAGACAAGGAGUUCACUGCCACCGUAUUGGAGGUAGUGAAUGGUGAUGCGCUCGUCGUAAAACUGUCCAAUAAUGCACACAAGAAAAUAUUCCUUGCCAGCAUUAGGCCGCCGCGUGAGAAGAACAACGCUGAUGAUGAAGGCAAGCAAUCACCAAGACCAAAAGGAUUCAAACCUUUAUAUGAUAUACCAUGGAUGUUUGAAGCUCGGGAAUUCCUAAGGAAAAAACUUGUUGGCAAAAAAGUAAAUGUUACUGUAGAUUAUAUCCAACCGGCCAAGGACAACUUCCUAGAGAAAACUUGCUGUACCGUAAUUUCUGGUGGGACAAAUAUUGCAGAGGCCUUAAUAGCAAAGGGAUAUGGAACAGUUGUGAAGUACAGAAACGAUAACGACCAGAGAAGCUCGCAUUACGACAAGUUAUUAGAAGCCGAGCAAAAAGCUCAAAAAGCCGGUAUUGGCGUACAUGCUAAAAAAGACAUUCCUGCUCAUCGCAUCCAAGACACCAGCGUAGAUUCUGCAAUGGCGAAAAAGUUCUUCCCAUUCUUAAAGCGAGCACAAAAAACAGAAGCGACAGUGGAGUUUGUUGCGAGUGGGUCACGUAUGAGAUUAUACAUUCCCAAAGAGUCCGUCCUGGUUACAUUUUUGCUUGCUGGUAUAAACUGUCCAAGGGGUGCUCGCCCAGCUAUAGGCGGAGGCGGCAUGCAGGAUGCCGAACCCUUCGGCGAAGAAGCUCUUCAGUUUACUAAGGAUAAAUGCCUACAGCAUGAUGUAGUUGUAACAAUUGAGGAAAUGGAUAAAGCUGGCAAAUUUAUUGGCUGGCUUUGGGUAGACAAUGAGAAUCUGUCAGUGUCACUAGUUGAACAUGGUCUCGCAUCCGUGCAUCAUACAGCGGAAACAUCCGAAUAUGCUCGGCCGAUCAAAACUGCAGAGGAAAAUGCCAUCAAGAAGCGUAUUGGUAUAUGGAAAGAUUAUGUUGAAGUAGAAAAGGAAAUUGAAAAAGAAAGAAACGCGCCAGUUCAAGAUCGUCAGUUGAAAUACGAGAAAGUUAUCAUUACUGAAGUGACUUCAGACGGCAACUUCUAUGCUCAGAGUGUUGAUUUAGGAACAAAAUUGGAGACAUUGAUGGAAAAAAUUCAUCAAGAGUUCAAAACGAAUGCUCCUCUGCCUGGUUCUUAUGUGCCGAGGAGAGGUAACAUCUGUGCAGCACGCUUUACAAUAGACGAUCAGUGGUACAGAGCGAAGGUCGAGAAGGUUACAGAUGACAAGAUGGUCCAUAUCUUGUACAUUGACUACGGAAACAGAGAGGUAGUCAGUAGCAGUAGAUUGGCAUCUCUUCCUGCUGGAACCGAAACCGACCCGCCAUAUGCGAGCGAGUAUAUAUUAUGCUGCGUUAAGUUCCCGUCGGAUCCCGAUGACCGUUUAGAAGCUGUCGCGGCCUUCUCUGCAGAUACGCUCAACAAGAAGUUGUUACUCAACGUGGAGACACGCGGUUCACCGCCCGGCGUCACGCUAGUGGACCCCAACACCAACCUUGAUCUUGGAAAGAAUCUGAUCAAGGAGGGUUUGGUGCUGAUGGAAAGUCUCCGCGACAGCAGGCUGUCCGGUUUAGUGGCGGAGUACCGUGCGGCUCAGGAACACGCUAGAAGCUCGCGCCUGAACCUGUGGCGACACGGCGACAUCACCGACGACGACGCCGUCGAGUUCGGCGCGCGCCGCUAGCAGCACCGCUGGCACGACGCCACCACAUCGCCGUCGCACACGCUCAACUGUGCCACGUGCACAGCACCACACAUUGAAACCGUAAUAUACACAGUCAUCUACGAAUUUUUGUGAAGGACGCCCCUCAUACAUUUACCCGACUAUUCUUUAAAAUUUGCUGUUGUUGUGUUUUGUCUUUUCCUUUUGUUCCAUUCUCCAUUAAAACGAAAUGACAAAAUACACUACAGUCAAAAUAGAUUUGUAGGUUUUUUUAUAAUAUGAUUAAUUUAUAAUUACCACUAAAUAUUAGUUUCGAUUACUUCAAAUCUAUAUGAAGUCCGAUUAGACAGUUUAAGACAAGCAAUGUCUGGAUUUUGGUGUAUGUGCAAUUCUUACGAAACUAAUCAAACUAAAACUUACCUCGUUGAUAUGAGAUUCACAAUGAUUACAUACGGAUUACAGUUAAUGAUAUCUAAUUUCCUUUUCUGAAGUCUUAUAAUCUUCUUUCUGUCAGCCAUCAAAUAACUCUGGACAGAAAUUCUUUAGAGUGGUACUGGGGUGGGUUUACAUUUGUAUAGGACUGCAUUACGGGGUUUGAGAUAUUUAUUAUUAAUCAAAUUUUCCUAAUGGAUGUAUAAAUUUUCCUAAUGCAUGUUUGUAAAAGUAGUAGUAUUCUCAAAGUUAGUUUAAUAAAGUAAUCGUAACAUUUGUGAAUGAAUUAUAUAUUUCAAGAAGAUGGUGACUAUUCAAAGAACGGUAGAAAAGGUUAAAUGUAAAUUAGAUCGUCAGAAGUUAGUGAAAGGCUAAAAAAAAUGUUAACCUACUCCAACCAACCAACUCUUUACCCCAAUACAACAAUAAUAUGGACUAAAGUUUAUCAUAUUGAUUAUACUUCCGCAAUAUAUGUUGAAUCAUGAAUAAUUAGAAAAACAUUUCUGUUGAUCAAGCUAAUUAUUAUUGUAUUUCAUCAAUUCUAAAGAUCUAUAUGAUUUUCUUUUAUAAUUUAGGAACGCAUCAUACCACUACUGUGCAGUAAAGAUAUUAUACAAUUUGUUGCGAAAUACGAUUAAAAAUAUUUUGGUCGGGAGCUUUUACUCUCACUUUUCUUUAUAGACAUAAUAUAUAUUGACAGGUCAUAAUAAUUUAAUUUAAUAAUAUAAUGAUCUAUUUUAUAUUUUUGUGAUUACAUAAAUGAUAAUUAUAAUUGUAAUAAAUUUAUAAUAAAUAAAUACAAAUUGUUGAACAUAAUAUUUAAAAUUUUUACAAUUUUGUAUAUCAGCAAAUGAAAAUGUAGAUUUAUGAUUCGUUAUUACUUUAGUUAUUUAUUCGUAAUCACAAUAUUUUUAAUGAACUAUAUCAGUUGAAAUCAUUUGUUGCAGUCUGCAGAUUUUUCUUUUUACAAAUACAUAAUUCUUGUUUUUUUUUUUUGUUUAUGAAUUUUUUUAUGAUUUAUAAUGUUUUGUACUAUUUCUUCAUCUAAGACUGGGCUUAAUUAGUUUCUAUUGUAAAGUAUUUGACGCAAAUAGGGUCUACUUCUACUUUAAUGCUGCUUAAGUUUAUUUUAAUAUUGUUGGGAAUUUAAAUAAUAUCGUUUAAAGAACUCUGCAACUACGGUCGAUAGUGUUUAAUCCUAUAAAAGACAGCCUAGAGGUCUUAAUAAGGAUUAUAAGAGUUAAUGAUAAUAAAACUAUACAAUUAUGGGCUACAGUAAUUACCAAGUUUAAUGUAUAAGUAUUUAUAAAAUAUAACAUUAUGCCCAGCAUAUUUGUGUCUAAACUAGGCGUAGCCUAUAUCUUAGACAUUAAUGCCUUCAAUUAGAUAUCUAUUUUUGUGGUACCUUACCAUAUAUAUACAAUUGUUUAUCAAAUAAUGUUUAUAUACCAACAUAAGCUGUAACUAUUCUGUAAGACAAGUCAUGCGCUGCAUUGUUUGACUGUCAUUAGUGCUAUGAAAAAAUAAGACAAGUGAGACUUUAUAAUCUACUAGCGGCCCGUCCCAGCUUCGCACGGGUGGACAUUUUUACAUUUUAUCAUUAUCAUUUGCAAUAAUAAAGAAUAUUUUUUUUUACUUUUAUUUUACUAUGAUGAAUUUAGUGAUAUUUUUAAAUUUAUUUGUGUAUUUUAAAUACACAGAUAUGUAUACACAUCCGAACAUCACAUAUCUAAACAUCACAAACGCGAACAUCAUACAUACAAACAACAAAUGCCAACAUCACACAUGGAAACAUCACAAAUGCAAGCAUCACUUAUGUAAACACCACAUAUCUAAACAUCACACAUCACAAUUUUAAAAUUACUAAAUAUUACAAUAAGCUAUUAGUCGAUAAAGCUAAUAGUCGAUUUAAAAUAAUUUUGCUGUAUUUUUAUAUAAGCUCUGUUAACAUAAAUUGCUUCCUUUUUUUAUUUUUAAUGAUUGUAGUAUUAAUAAGUUUGUUAUGUCGUUUCAAUAUUUUCGAAUAUGAAUAUUAUGAAUGGCCCUAUUUGUAUCUCAUACUUUCUCUAUUUAUAAAACUGAUUUUGAAUGAUUUAAAUCUUUAAUACAAUGUUUCAAUGAUUCGCUUCGAAUUUCGUACUUACGAGUGUAUUGUAUGAAGGACCUACCUCUCUUCACGAAAUGAUUUAUGGUACAUUAAAUAAAAUUUUGUUUACAUACAUUAGAGUACCAUACGGUGCGUGGAUUGUUAAAUAAAACUUGGUAUAUUGAAAUAAAUAUUUUAGGAAAU
This is a messenger RNA of Galleria mellonella (greater wax moth), 5503 nucleotides long. It is a transcript of the gene Tudor-SN, whose product is annotated as staphylococcal nuclease domain-containing protein 1. The transcript is spliced from 10 exons. Gene Ontology annotation, biological process: mRNA catabolic process; regulatory ncRNA-mediated gene silencing. NCBI's taxonomy places the organism in Eukaryota, Metazoa, Arthropoda, Insecta, Lepidoptera, Pyralidae. The record is from RefSeq and is a predicted model, not a curated record. Gene Ontology annotation, cellular component: nucleus; cytosol; RISC complex. Bases 115 to 2802 code for a protein of 895 amino acids. Gene Ontology annotation, molecular function: RNA binding; nuclease activity.